Molecule: messenger RNA, 1725 nt
Organism: Drosophila persimilis
Lineage: Eukaryota; Metazoa; Arthropoda; Insecta; Diptera; Drosophilidae
Product: xaa-Pro aminopeptidase 3
Exons: 2
Coding region: 41-1669 (542 amino acids)
Cellular component (GO): mitochondrion
Molecular function (GO): manganese ion binding; metalloaminopeptidase activity
Source: RefSeq, a predicted model, not a curated record
CAUAGAAAUUGUUUCACAGCCCGGUUCGGAGUCAACCAGGAUGAUUGCCCUGAAAAAUUUAGCACGUUGCGCUCCGAUGCGGGGACGCAGCCUGGCGGAGAUUUCCACAUUUCUUCAACCACAGAGGCGCAAUUCCCAAGCCAGCAGCACCAAGGACAACACAACGACAAACGGAACCAGCGGGCUGGUCAAUCUGCUAAAUAAACUGGACGGCCCCAGGCUUGGUCAGCCCACUUGUGUAAGCCAUCCGCAUCUCAUCCUGCCCCACGAGCUAGUGCCGGGCCUGACGCUGGCCGAGUUCCAGCAGCGGCGCAUCGAACUGAUGCAGAAAAUACAGUCCUAUGCGAGCACCUUUGGCGACAACUACAAUGGCCGCUCCACAAAGAACCAUAUGCUGAUUGUGGGGGCCGCCUCGAAGAAGUACAUGAGCGGUAAAAUACCUUAUGUGUUUAGGCAGAACUCGGACUUUUACUACCUGACUGGCUGCCUAGAGCCAGACUCGGUUCUCGUGAUGACCAUCGACCAGGGCUCCAAUGUGGAGUCCAUGCUGUUCAUGCGCCCCAAGGAUGCGCAUGCCGAACUGUGGGACGGUCCACGUACUGGCCCCGAGCUGUCCGUUCCACUCUUUGGAGUCACCGAGGCACAUUCCCUCAGUCAGUUCGAACCGAUCCUUGGCAAGCUGGUCACCGGCCUGAAGCCCCAUUUCUGGUUCGAUCUGAAAUCCUGCGACCUGCAACACGUCAAGGAGGGCGUCAUCAAGACUGGCAGCACAGAGAAUAUCCAACUUCUGCCCGUCCACACCUUUUUGGAGGCCAUGCGCCUGCUGAAAUCCCCCGCCGAGAUGGAUCUGAUGCGUCGCACCUGCCAUAUUGCCGCCCAGUCCAUCAACGAGGUCAUGGCCGAGACCCGGCCUGGCCAGUCCGAGCACCAUCUAUUCGCGUCCGUCGAUUUUAAGUGUCGGCAGCGCAACGCCAGCUUCCUGGCCUAUCCUCCGGUUGUGGCCGCCGGUCGCAAUGCCACCAUCAUCCACUAUGUGGACAACAGCCAGCUGUUGCAGCCGCAAGAUCUGGUCCUCAUGGAUGCUGGCUGCGAGUACGGCGGGUACACCAGCGAUAUCACGCGUACCUGGCCCGCCAGCGGCACCUUCACGGAUCCCCAGCGCACCCUCUAUGAAAUGCUGUCAACACUGCAGUCGGACAUUAUCGGGAUGAUCGGGAGCAUAGGCGGCGAGACGCUGGACCAGCUCUUCCAGUCCACCUGCUACAGGCUGGGCAAGUAUCUGCAGGAGAUUGGGCUGGUGUCAAGGGCUUCGGACGACUACAAGACGGUGGUUAGCCAGGGCUACAGAUUCUGUCCGCAUCAUGUGUCGCACUAUCUGGGCAUGGAUGUGCACGACACGCCGAAUAUACCGCGGAGCAAAGCUCUGGAGCCUGGCAUGGUCUUCACCGUGGAGCCGGGUGUUUAUAUCGGGGAGGACUGCACCGACGUCCCGGCGGAGUUCCGGGGCAUUGGCAUACGCAUCGAGGACGAUCUGCUGAUCAGUCAGGACGGUGUGGUUGAGGUGCUCACGGCUGAGUGCAUCAAGGAUCGCCAACGAUUGGAGCAUCUCUGCCAGCAGGUGUCGGUCGAAACAGACAGUGUAUCCGCCUCUGCCUCCGAUUCAGCCUGAUUUCAAGUGUCUCUCUCUCUCUCUCUCUCUCUCUUUCUCUCUCUCCAGCGAAGAUA